AUGGUGCUGCCAGCGAAACAAAGGAUAGCUGGCGCUUACCUGACUCCGUGGUGGCAGCAGGCCCCACAGCACCGGAACUGCGCCUGCAGGGCCCUCCAAGGUUUGGAAACGCACCAUCAGGAGAUGCUGCGUACCCUGCGCAGCUUUCAGCACGUGCUGCCGCGCAACAAGCGCAGGGUAGCCGAAAGGACGCGUGCAUCUUCUCACGCGGGGCUCUGCCCCAAGGGUUGCACCCUGGGCCUCACCACUGACUACAAGUUCGGCGGUGGUGGUACUCCCGUGGUCUCCAAAGCCACGCGAGCGCAUCCCAAGCUUGUCAAGGUGCUCUGCGAAGGCUGUCGGGCCGCCUGCCCGGACUUCAAGUUUACCUCGAUUCAAGUGAACGUGAAUACGAAGUACAAGAUGCACACCGAUGGUUUCGAUGCCGGGCCGAGCCGCAUGGUUGCUCUUGGCAACUUCUCCCGCGGCCGGCUCUGGCUUCAUGCCUCCAAGAACAACACCUGGAGCCUCGUGGACGUCCAGAACACCUGGAUCGCCUUCGAUGGCCGCGAGUUCCAUCGCACGGAGGAGUGGCAGGGCCUCGAGAGGUACAGCCUGGUCUUCUUCACAAACCACUUGUGGGACCAGCUUGGUUUCGAGGGCCAGGAUCAGCUGAAGGAGCUGGGCUUCCCCUGGCCUGAGACGGAGGAUGUUUUUCGGGAGGAGAUCCCCUGGCCCGAUUACCGGCAGCAUGCAGCCCGGAGAAGCUGGAGGUGGCGACAGCUGCAGCAAGCUCCGCGGAGUCUCCUGCAGCGCAUCCUCUCCGCAUUCAGGGGUGCAGUGCGCCAGAAGAAUCUUCGCGGUGGGUCAAAAUGGCAGCGGUGCAGCUCCAAGCCCCUCGAACGCAAGCGACGAGGACGUGGUGCGAGCACCCCUCUUCCUGCCUCGAAUGUUGCCGCUCGUGUCGAGCUUUGCUUCGCGGCGGCUCCUGGGACUCUUCGCAGCGAUGCCGGCUCGCAGUGCCGUGCGGCGCUAUCAGACCGCGCCGCGCUGGCUGGAUGCCGUGGACCGCCUUGUAAAUGCCACCCUGAUCGACACCUGGCUCGAAAGUCAGGAGGGGCCGCAGCCUGCCCACGAGUGGCGAGGAAGAAGCUUGCCCGAGGAAGGCCCUUGGCUGUCACCAACACCGGAGGGCCAGCCCACGAUUCCGGAGGUGUGUCUAGGCAGCACGCGAUCGAAUGGGUGGAUCGCUACGGCGAGGCUUGGCGCUUGCAAGACGUAGAGAAGAUUCUUGAGCUCUUCACAGACACUGGGCUGUACGUUGAGCGGCCCUAUGACCCAGAGAAUGGGAUCUACCGGGGCCACGAGGGCAUCAAGAACUACUGGAUAACUCAUAUACAGAUGCGCGAGAGGAACAUCGAUUUCAGGAACGUUGUGGAGGACCUGGUCUUCGACGAUGAAGCGCAGACGGCUGUGGCAAAAUGGGAGGCUUCCUUCGAGGUGCGCCAGUCAGAGGAUCGUCAGUGGCGGAGGGUCCAAUUCCUGCAGGUCGCUAAGCUACGCUUUGCGCCAGAUGGCAGGGUCUGGCAUCUGGAAGAGCCACCUGGCGGCACCAGCGGAAGGUGA
Molecule: messenger RNA, 1605 nt
Organism: Symbiodinium necroappetens
Lineage: Eukaryota; Dinophyceae; Suessiales; Symbiodiniaceae
Source: the annotation of a GenBank genome assembly